Messenger RNA from Metarhizium robertsii ARSEF 23, 600 nucleotides. RefSeq lists its product as uncharacterized. The record is from RefSeq and is a predicted model, not a curated record. Bases 1 to 600 code for a protein of 199 amino acids. The transcript has a single exon. Lineage: Eukaryota; Fungi; Ascomycota; Sordariomycetes; Hypocreales; Clavicipitaceae.
AUGGCCGAGCAAACUCCCUUGUCGCUGGCCCUCCCAUCAAAAUACAUAUCCAGCUCCGCAAGCGCAUCGAACAAGUCACCCGCUCCAGAUAUCGAGUGGCUCAGCACAACGUGGACCGUCACCCAUUCCACGCUUCACAUGUGGCGGUCUGCUCGCAACGUCCGCAUCACUUACAAGCCUCUCCCUUCCAAGCACGAUGGCAAAUUGCGCAUCGACGACCUGGUGGAAUACGAGCCUACCAAGUCGUCGGGUGUUCUCAAGACAGUCGCGGGAAUUGAUACUCAGUCCGCAGACGGAGGGUGGGACUGGAGGGGGAAAGGCUGGCUGUUCUUCGUGUCGAGUCAUUGGGAAUUGCUGGGCUGGGGAGAGGCUAUGAAUGCGGAGGGGAAGAAGGAGAGGUGGGCGGUGACUUGGUUUGCUCCGACCGUGUUUACAAAGGAAGGUGUGGAUGUGUAUUGUGAUUCUGAGGAGGGCCUGAGCGAGGGGACUUAUUCGAGGAUCGAGGCGGCGCUGAAGAAGAUGGAUGCCAAGGAGAUUGUGGACAUGACUGAGAAGGAUAUGAGGGCUGUUGAGAUUAAGCUCCCGCGUGUGGAAAAGUGA